Messenger RNA from Didymodactylos carnosus, 330 nucleotides. The record is from the annotation of a GenBank genome assembly. Lineage: Eukaryota; Metazoa; Rotifera; Eurotatoria; Philodinida; Philodinidae.
AUGGCGACCGCAAAUAAAGAUCGAGAAGCAUUCAAAGAUUUAUUACAAAAACGAAAACAUUUAAAUGGUUAUUGGGUUGGAAAACGAUCAUAUUCAGAUGAAGACUUAUACGACAAUGACCAUGAGAAUCUUUAUCCAACAGACUUAUUCGAUGAUGAUGAUCAUUCUGCAGCAAAACGUGCUUCAUAUCUUGUAGGAAAACGUGGAACUUAUCUAGUCGGAAGAGACACAAGCAAACGGGCUUCUUAUCUUGUUGGUCGUAAACGCCGUGAUCUAUCCUCAAACUUUUUAACUUUCGAUCCAACAUUAGAAGAACAACGUCGGCGAUGA